GACGUCACCAGCACCAGAAACGACCAAAGGGAAUGAAAGAGGAGGUACAACAGCCGAGAGAAAAAGUGAUUGAACAAAAAAAAAAAAGAAAAGAAAAGAAAUGAGUUGAGUUCUUUAAUCUUUAAAGGACACAUGUAAGUCGUAGGCGGCUGUAGAGUUAUUCGUUUCUUCUUUCUUUUUUUUUUUUUUUAACAUUGAAGUUUAUUUCGAAGUUUGUAGCAGCAACCGCCUCGUUGGCCUCCUAACCACACACUCCGUCGUCCGACAGAGAUAAAAAGAACAGAAGAAAAGAUGGUGUCGUGGAUGAUCUCUAGAGCAAUAGUGCUAGUUUUUGGAACCUUAUACCCUGCAUACUCUUCCUACAAAGCUGUGAAAACAAAGAAUGUUAAAGAAUAUGUUCGCUGGAUGAUGUAUUGGAUUGUCUUCGCUCUCUACACCGUACUUGAAACAGUCACAGACCUCACAGUAUCUUGGUUUCCACUCUACUACGAGCUGAAGAUUGCAUUUGUAAUUUGGCUGUUGUCUCCGUACACCAGAGGAGCCAGCCUUCUCUACAGGAAAUUCCUGCAUCCCCUUCUUUCUUCCAAAGAAAGGGAGAUCGAUGACUACAUUGUUCAGGCCAGAGAACGUAGUUAUGAGACCAUGGUAAAGUUCGGCAAGCAGGGAUUAAAUAUAGCAGCAACAGCAGCUGUCACUGCAGCUGUUAAGGGCCAGGGCGCUCUUACGGAUCGCCUGCGAAGCUUCAGUAUGCAUGAUUUGACAGCCAUACAGGGGGAUGAACCAAUGCAGCGCCCUUUUCCAGGCUUACCUGAUCCCAGAAGGAAAAACAAAAUCUCAAACUUCGAGGCUUCUGACUAUGUCUACCGGUUCAACCAGGACACCGGAGAGGAAAUAAGUGAUGAAGAGAUUGAAGGGGCUUGCUCGGAGGAUGAGGCAUUGACACAGAGAGGUGUCAGGAGAUCCCAGAGUGUAAAAAUUACAAGAUCAAGAGCUCGCAAAGAUAUGCGGUUUGGGUCUUUGAAGAUAAAAAAAGGAAAAAGACAGGUCUUGAAUUCAGUGAAUUAUGAACAAUAAAAUUUGCUCUUCUUUUUCCUGGACCUGACUACUGAAUUAAGCACACAUUUGCUUGGAGAAGUACUCCUUUUUUUUUUUUUUUUUUUUUUUUUUUUUUGGUGGAGGGUUUGUUUUGCAAUUUCAAAGCUGCACUAAUUGCUUUUUAGUUAAGUAAUUACAUUUUUCAAAGUGUGUAUCAUGAUAUUGUCAGAGUGCAUGUGAAAUGCUGAAUCAUGAUAUGUAGGUACUGUUUUUUUUUUUUUUUUUUUUUUUUUUUUUUUUUGUAAGCUGCAUUGUUGAAAUCUGUGUUUGUAUUUGGUAUGAAUUUUGUUUACAGAUAAUGUUCGUUUAACUUUAUGGCCUUUGUUUUAUAUAUUUGUACAGGACUGCCUUGUUUUCCAGUAUUUGCAUUUUAAACAAUACAUUCUUUUUUUGUAUACAUUUUUAUAUCUCCUUCUCAUUGCUGCCUGCAGAGAGCCUUCUUGGAACUUUGUAGUGCCUUGCAGUAUUGUCAGGGGAAUGUUUUUAUGCAUGUUUAACAGUUAUUUUGUAAUGUUACAAAGUCCUUGGUUUGGUUUGGCUCAGCACAGCAAGCAACCUCAAAACUGACCCUCGGCUUGCUGGUGAACCUGUUCACUUAAAAGCUACGAUCUAAGAUUUCUGAAUACCAAAUAUAAGCCUGGCUUUCCACUAUGAAUGUUUAUGUUUACCCUAGGAGGGAGUGUAUUCUGAAGCUAGUGUUCAGUUGCAUGAUUCAUUCUAGGUUGAGGCAAGGCUUUUGUUAUCAUCCCACUCUUAUACCUAGUCAUGUUGCAAGAGUCCUCUCAAUGUGGAAUGUAUAAAUUAAAGCACAAAUUAAAGCUUUAAUAUAAGGCAGUAGGCUUUAAGUUAUGAUUUUAGUUUAAUUAAAACUGCAUAACUUUUCUGACAGUUGUGUUUUAUAACCUUAACCGUUAAACAGAGCAAAUCUUGUCACCUUACUGUUUGUAACAGGCAGUGAAUACUAAUAUGCAAUUAACAGGUUUAUUCUGGUUUCAGUCUAGAAUUAAAACAACUUGGACCUAAAAAGUCUAAAUAACUAGCCAAUCCCUGUAGUGUACUCUUCUCAGAACAAUUUAAAAAAAAAAAAAAAAAAAAAAAAAAAAAGGAACCUUGGGUGACCAAAGCUUACUUUUAUUUGUGCCCCAAAUUUUUACUUUUAUGGGGAAAUAAAAGAAUGAAUCACAUUUCAUUGUUGCAAUACAUUUAAAUGUUCCGCUAGAAUUUCAAUUCAUUGAGUGUAUACUUCACAAGAUAUUUGUAAAAAUGAUGGGUAAAUGUAGGUAUUAAUGUAGUUAAAGUUGUUUGUCUUUUUGUUUGUGUUUUUUUAAUUAUUGGAUGGUUUUAAAUAAAAAAUAAAAAAAAUCUAUUGGGGCGUAGGUCAGACUCUUAAAUGUAAAUCUGACCUUCUAGUUAUACCAAA
This is a messenger RNA of Polyodon spathula (Mississippi paddlefish), 2515 nucleotides long. Its product is annotated as receptor expression-enhancing protein 3-like. Gene Ontology annotation, molecular function: microtubule binding. Lineage: Eukaryota; Metazoa; Chordata; Actinopteri; Acipenseriformes; Polyodontidae. Bases 292 to 1074 code for a protein of 260 amino acids. The transcript is spliced from 8 exons. Gene Ontology annotation, biological process: endoplasmic reticulum tubular network organization. The record is from RefSeq and is a predicted model, not a curated record. Gene Ontology annotation, cellular component: endoplasmic reticulum tubular network; endoplasmic reticulum membrane; cytoplasmic microtubule.